Messenger RNA from Lotus japonicus, 2991 nucleotides. RefSeq lists its product as uncharacterized. The transcript has a single exon. Gene Ontology annotation, biological process: DNA integration. The record is from RefSeq and is a predicted model, not a curated record. Bases 1 to 2991 code for a protein of 996 amino acids. Lineage: Eukaryota; Viridiplantae; Streptophyta; Magnoliopsida; Fabales; Fabaceae. Gene Ontology annotation, molecular function: RNA-DNA hybrid ribonuclease activity; nucleic acid binding.
AUGAGAAUAAAGACGGCCUUGGAGGCCGAACAAUAUAUAGGAACGGCAAAGGAAGCCGAAUAUGAAGAAAUUUGCAAACCGGAGGAGUGCCUAGACUUGGAUCAUUUUAAUGAAGACAGAUUAGAGCCGGUUCUUGAUUGUAUAUAUGAUGAUGAACCCCUUGGAUUCGAGCAAUCUUUAGAUCCCAUGUUAAAAAUGCAGGCUCAGGAUCCUUUGGAGGAGGUUGAUUUAGGAGAUGGGACCAAGAAAAGGCCGACGUAUGUAAGUUCGUUGAUCGAUUCGGGUUUUAAGAAUCGGAUUGUUAGUUUGUUGCAGGAAUACAAAGAUUGCUUCGCAUGGGAUUAUGACGAAAUGCCGGGUUUAAGCCGGGAGUUAGUGGAGUUGAAGUUACCAAUUCGGCCUGGUAGGAAACCAGUGAAGCAAGCCCCAAGGAGAUUCGCCCCGGAGGUGUUCUCAAAGAUAAAAGAGGAAGUGGAGCGCUUACUUGGAGCAAAGUUCAUACGAACAGCCAGGUAUGUCGAUUGGUUAGCUAAUGUAGUUCCUGUACUUAAGAAAAAUGGUAAAAUGAGGGUUUGCAUAGAUUAUAGAGAUUUAAAUUCGGCUACGCCGAAAGAUGAAUAUCCCAUGCCUGUGGCCGAAAUGAUGGUAGAUUCUGCCGCAGGAAAUGAAUAUUUAAGUUUACUGGAUGGAUAUUCGGGGUAUAACCAAAUUUACAUUGCAGAGGACGAUGUGUCGAAGACUGCAUUUCGGUGUCCAGGGGCACUAGGAACAUAUGAAUGGGUGGUGAUGCCGUUCGGUCUUAAAAACGCCGGUGCAACUUAUCAGAGGGUAAUGAACACUAUCUUUCAUGAAUAUAUUGAGAAAUUUAUGCAAGUGUAUAUCGAUGAUAUUGUAGUAAAGUCGAAAUCUCAGGAUGUUCAUAUCGAACAUCUUAAGUUGUCAUUUGAAAAAAUGAGAAAGUACGGUUUGAAAAUGAACCCACUCAAGUGUGCCUUUGGUGUAAUUGCAGGGCAAUUUCUGGGAUUCAUUGUUCAUAAGAAGGGCAUUGAAAUCGACCAGAAUAAGGCGAAAGCAAUCUUCGAUACUCAACCACCGUCGAAUAAAAAACAGUUACAAUCUUUGUUGGGCAAAGUUAAUUUCUUGAGAAGGUUUAUCAUGGAUCUAAGCGGGAAAACCAAGGUAUUCUCCACAUUGCUUCGACUCAAGAAAGAACAAGAGUUUCAAUGGAUGGAAGAACAUCAGGAGGCGUUUGAGGAAAUAAAAGCCAGCUUAACAACGGCACCAGUCAUGGCUCCUCUCAUUCGUGGAAAACCAAUGAAACUCUACAUUUCGGCAUCAGAGGAAACUAUUGGCAGUGUGUUGGCUCAAGAUGAUGAAGAUGGAAUCGAAAGGGCUAUAUAUUAUUUGAGCCGAAUCCUUAAUGAUGCCGAAACUAGAUAUAGUUUAGUAGAAAAAUUGUGUUUAUGUUUGUAUUUUUCAUGUACUAAACUUAAGUACUAUAUUAAACCUAUUGAUGUAACUGUUAUUUCCCAUUAUGAUAUAAUAAAGCAUAUGCUGUUCAAGCCCAUUCUUCAUAGUCGAAUUGGAAAGUGGGCGUUGGCCCUUACUGAGUUUUCUUUAAGUUAUCAACAUUUAAGGGCUAUGAAAGGCCAAGUAAUAGCUGAUUUUUUGGUUGAUCAUAGUGGGUCGAAAGAACAGGAGACGGUGGUGACGUUGAAACCUUGGGAAAUGUAUUUCGAUGGUUCGAGGCAUAAGAAGGGGACCGGGAUAGGUAUCUUGGUAAUUUCACCCCAAGGAAUCCCGACAAAAAUUAAGUUGGGCAUCGAAGGUGAGUGUUCGAAUAAUGAGGCGGAGUAUGAAGCUUUAUUGAUAGGGCUCGAAACGGCUCUAAACUUGGGGGCUAGAGAGCUCUUAAUUCGUGGAGAUUCAGAGUUGGUUAUUAAGCAACUAACUGGUGAAUACCAAUGCGUUAGUGAGAAUUUAAUGAAAUAUCAUUCGAAAGCAGUUAAAAUGUUAAGAAGUUUUGAUGAAGUCGAAUUAUGUCAUAUCCCUAGGAUCGAGAACGCUGAAGCGAAUGUUUUGGCACAAAUUGCGUCAGGUUACCGGCUACCUUGGAAAAAGUUUAAAGAGCUAGUAAAGGUCAAAAGAAAGUUUAUUCCUAGUUUUAAGGAAAGGAAAGUGGAGUUCGAGCAGGAGGUAUUGGUCAUUAGUAAUUUGGAUGAUAGUGAUUGGAGGAAACCUGUUGUGAAAUACUUGCAAAACCCAAAUGCACCAACAGAUCGAAGAACAAAGUAUCGAGCUCUAAGUUACUUGAUUUUGGAUGACGAAUUGUUUAAAAAAGGGGUGAAUGAAGUUUUACUAAAGUGCCUAAGUGAAGAAGAAGCGCUUCGAGCAGUCAAGGCCGUUCAUGAUGGUACGUGUGGGGCGCAUCAGGCUGGCCAUAAGAUGAAGUGGACAUUGUUUCGACAAGGAGUAUAUUGGCCAAAUAUGUUAAAAGAUUGCAUUGAAUAUGCCAAAUCUUGUGCCGAAUGUCAGAAGCAUGCUGGCAUCCAACAUGUACCGGCAAGUGAGUUACAUUCGAUCGUGAAACCCUGGCCAUUUAGGGGGUGGGCGUUGGAUUUGAUAGGUCAAAUACAUCCUUCUUCGUCUAAACAACAUGACUAUAUAAUAGUGGCUAUCGAUUACUUCACUAAAUGGGUCGAGGCCAUUCCGCUGAGAGGUGUCGACCAAGAUACGGUUAUUAGUUUUAUUCAAGAACACAUAGUAUUUAGAUAUGGGAUCCCUGAGACGUUAACUACUGACCAAGGGUCAGUAUUUACUGGAAGGAAAAUGGCUCAGUUUGCUGAGGAUUUUGGAAUAAAACUGUUAACUUCAACGCCAUAUUAUGCUCAGGCGAAUGGACAAGUCGAAGCAGCUAAUAAAGUUUUAAUUAACUUGGUUAAGAAACACAUUAGUCAAAAGCCGAGAAGGUGGCAUGAAACUUUGAGUUAA